Molecule: messenger RNA, 1293 nt
Organism: Tremella mesenterica DSM 1558
Lineage: Eukaryota; Fungi; Basidiomycota; Tremellomycetes; Tremellales; Tremellaceae
Exons: 4
Coding region: 1-1293 (430 amino acids)
Cellular component (GO): endomembrane system
Molecular function (GO): acyltransferase activity
Source: RefSeq, a predicted model, not a curated record
AUGGUAGCGACCGUCCUGACUAAAGAUGGUAAACCCAUGUAUCAAAUCCCCAUUUCUCAACGUCCUUCCCAUGGUCCAUUAUACAGUAAAAUAUUCUUUCCACUUCUCUUCUGUCUAGGGCAAUUAUUUAUCAACACUACUCAAUUUUUAUGUCUACCUCUACUGCUCGUACCUGUGGUAGGGAGGAGAUCGUUUGAUUCAGCUAUCGGCUGGACCAAAGAUGGUUAUGGAAGAUUAUUGAUAGCUAUUACAUGUCUAUUCGCACCACAUUCCAUCAUACUCACUACCGAUUCACCACCAUCACUCACCGACUUGGUGGAACGUGAUGAAAAUGGUCGAAUGACGAAAAUCAAUUUACCAGAUAGACUAGUGAUCAUGUCGAAUCAUCAAGCGUAUUCCGAUUGGAUGUAUUUAUGGAUUCUAGCUUGUUAUUCUGGUCAUGCUAAGGGUAUUAUUAUUUUAUUGAAGAUAAGUUUGAAAAAGUUACCUGUGGUGGGAUGGGGAAUGCAAUUCUUCAACUUUAUAUUCAUGCGUCGAUCUUGGAUUGCGGACAAAACAAAUCUCACAAAAGCUUUACUCGAUCUAGGUCGUAAAUCUCAAUCCAAAAUUGAAAAAUACCCUUCAGAUAAAUCUUCUUUACUUUCCAAUUCCAGUCGAGCACCAUUAUGGUUGAUAAUCUUCCCUGAAGGAACGAUAACUUCAGACGAAGAAGGUAUAAAAUCAAAACGUUAUGCCGAUAAAGAAAAUAUAGAAGAUUUUGAAACUUUGUUGUUACCACGUUCCACAGGUCUUUUAUUCUCUUUAAGAACUUUAUUACCUCAAAUACCAGAUUUAAAACUUAUGGACGUAACUAUUGGAUAUCCAGGUGUGAAAAUCGGUGAAUAUCCUCAAAAUCAUUAUGGUCUUUUAAGUAUUUUUUUAAAUUCAAUACCACCACCUUGUAUACAUAUACAUUUACAUAUCUACGAUCAAUUAUCUUCUCUUACUUCUGGAAUACCUUCUUUGGUUCCUACUUCUUCAACUGGUGAAGUGACUUCUGAAAUAGGUUUGGCAAGUCCUGAAGAGGCCAAGGAGUUUGAACUUUGGUUAAGAGGAGUGUGGAGGGAAAAGGAAGAACGUAUGAAGAGGUUUUAUAAGGAUCAAAGAUUUUAUUCUCAAGAAGGAGGGGAAGAUGCAAGAGAGGUCAUACCUAUUAAUCAAACAAAUUGGUGGCAUUGGAUAGGUGCUGCAGGUGGAGGAGGUAUAGGUACCGUCGCAUUGUUAAGUUGGGUGAUAUGGCGCAUGAUAAAAUAA